Tilletiaria anomala UBC 951 is the source of this 796-nucleotide messenger RNA. RefSeq lists its product as uncharacterized. The record is from RefSeq and is a predicted model, not a curated record. The transcript has a single exon. NCBI's taxonomy places the organism in Eukaryota, Fungi, Basidiomycota, Exobasidiomycetes, Georgefischeriales, Tilletiariaceae. The coding region runs from base 67 to 348 and encodes 93 amino acids.
UUUUGGUCAUGUCCGUGCUACCUUCCGCGUGUAUCAACCUAAAUCUCCAAACAUCUGCGCUUCCCAAUGAGCGUCGCAUUUUUCCCCUCGCUCACCGUUUCGGCUUCGGAGAUCUACCUCAUUUCUGGCUGCAGUCCAGGUCUGCGUUCCGAGUUCUGCCUCGAGGCGCUACGGGGUGGCCACAAGGUCGAUGCAACGUCUCGCAGCCCUAAUGCUAUCCAUCCGUACGUCAGGAAAAUUCCUGAGGAUGGGUUACUCUGGACAAAGCUGGACGUCACAAGCCAGGCUAGCUGUGCUGCCGCCCUCGAAUUCACAAACGAGAACGACGGUUACAUUGACUUUUCGUAACCAAUUCAGAGUGAAAGAGUCGGAAGGAGAGCAGAUUGAUCCUAGGGCAGUGGGCGGAGUGGAGUCUUCGGACCGCAUUUAGUCUUUCUCCAAGCUACCAUUUCCGCCUCACAAGUCUAUCUCAUCGCGGGCUGUAGUGCAGGUUUAGGGGCUGGGCUGUGCCACGAGUAGCUCUCGAGAGGUCACGGGGUCAUUGAUAAUGCUCAGAAUCCUGAUCCUACUAGCAACGCCGACGUCAAAAGUAUCACAGACGCUGGCGGCGUCUGGACUAGGCUCGAUGUGACAGACUAUAAGAGCCGCAAGUCUGCCGUCGCAUUUGCAAAUGACAAACUCGGCGGGUUUGAUGCCUGAUCAAAAAUGCGGGAUUCAGCAGCGACGCCGCUUUCGAAGAUACGACCAACAGUGACCUGUGAGACAUGUUCAUGGUCAAUGUAUUUUUUCAGUGCAC